Messenger RNA from Pecten maximus, 3621 nucleotides. Its product is annotated as dimethylaniline monooxygenase [N-oxide-forming] 5-like. The coding region runs from base 111 to 1700 and encodes 529 amino acids. The record is from RefSeq and is a predicted model, not a curated record. Lineage: Eukaryota; Metazoa; Mollusca; Bivalvia; Pectinida; Pectinidae. The transcript has 10 exons. Gene Ontology annotation, molecular function: NADP binding; N,N-dimethylaniline monooxygenase activity; flavin adenine dinucleotide binding.
UGGAAACAAGGCCACAUGUGUACGUGUGUAAUAGUGAUGAGGCGAGGGAACUUUGAACCUGGCUUUCUGACCUGAGUAGAAACUGGUCACGUAUACGUUUCCCAUUUACAAUGGAGGUAGGUAGUAGUCCACCCGUCCGCAAAGAUGUCAUCAUCAUUGGAGCUGGUAUUUCAGGACUGGCAGCCGCCAAAUGUCUGCACGAAUCUGGCCUGGAACCGAUAGUGUUGGAGAGGACCGGGGAAGUUGGAGGAUUAUGGACUUUCAGGGAAAAUGAUUAUGGCGUGAUGAGGUUCACACACAUAAAUGUAUCAAAGUACAACUACUGUUUCUCGGACUUUCCCUUCCCUGACGAAACUCAAGACUUUCCCCACAAUACUGUCAUGGCACAGUACAUCCAGGACUACUGCACGAAAUUUGAUGUCUACCAACACAUCCGAUUCUAUCGUAAAGUUCUCACUGUCGAGAGGAUAGGAGAAGAAUGGAGAGUAACUGCCCAGGAAGUGGACAAGGACGGGAAGACUGUGAAAUCUAUCAACAAACCAGAAGUGUUCAUUUCAAAGUUCCUCACCAUAGCAACUGGUCAUCAUGCUAAACCUACCUUUCCCAAGUUUCCAGGCCAGGAAUCAUUUAAAGGGGAAGCCAUCCACUCUGUAGACUUCAAUGAUGCACUAUCCAAUGGUAUGGUAGGGAAGCGGGUGUUGGUGGUCGGUAUCGGGAACAGUGCUGUAGAUGCGGCUGUGAACUGUGCCUCUGUAGGCAGGUGUAAAUCUGUCUACAUCAGUUCCAGAUCAGGAGCAUGGGUUUUUUCGAACUACGUGUUGGGCUAUCCAGCAGAUCUUUAUGCAUGUAGAGUGUUCCUCAGGUUGCCAUGGAAACUUGCCACUUACAUCUUAGAGACAGUCAUCAAACUGAUUUCUGGAAAUCCUAAAAGGUGGAAUUUAAAUCCAAAGAUGCACGCUCUCCAGACACAGCCAACAGUCAGUCCUACAUUAAUACAUCACAUACAACGACAAGAGGUCAAGGUUGUCCCCAAUAUACAGAGAAUAGAAAACAAAGAGGUUUUCUUUAUGAGUGGAGAGCAUGCCGAGUUUGACCAUAUCAUUUAUUGUACAGGGUACAAGGUUGACCUUCCUUUUCUCAGCGAUGACCUUCAGAACCUGGUGCUUGACAAAGAUGCAAAUGCUGUAAAGCUCUACAAGAGUGUGUUCAACCCAGACAUUGGCCCAAGUCUGGCCUUUGUUGGGUUUGUUCAACCAGCCUCUGGAGGUGUUCUGUCCAUGUCCGAGACACAAGCACGCUGGUUUGCUGAGGUUUGUAAAGGAACUGUCAAACUACCGUCCAAAUCUGAUAUGUUCAACAGCAUGAAGUCAGAAAUGGAGACAGUAUCUAGUCGGUACUACCAUUCACCGAGACACACACUACAGAAGGACCCAGUCAUCUACAAUGAUGAAAUUGCUGGAUUUAUUGGUGCAAAACCAUCUUUCAUCAGAAAUCCACAACUUUUCUGGAACUUGUUGUGGGGUAGCUGUGGAGCGUACCAGUGGCGACUACAAGGUCCUAACUCCUGGAGAGGAGCCACCGACGCAGUGAAGAAGGUCCCCAUCACCGACCUGAUGAACCUCUUCGGUAUGGUCUUACUGGGAAUUAUAGCUAUUAUACUCUACAAAGUGUUCUUUGUUUCUGGAUGCUGUUCCCAUUAAAUCUAUAAACUCUUCCUUGUGCUCACAGUGAGACCUACAAACAAAUAUUAAAGAUCUCGGCAGUGUGCUGAUUCGGGAGAACGGUUUGGUAUACUGUAUAACAUGAAAUAUUUGUGUGUAAACUUUUUCGUCAUUUUCGUGGUUGUUAUGAAACUAUGCAUAUAAAUACAAGGGAUAUUGUUGUAUGUAUUAUUGUUAUAUUAUUGUGGCAUGGGCUAGCAACGAAAGUUUGUACCAACGAAAUAAAAUAAAAGCUCCAAACCACAAAUAAAGAAAGUGCACACAAACAUUUCAAGUAAUAGAGUAGAACAUGUAUGUACAAUGGUGUAUUUAUAGUCAUUGUAUCUAUACAAACAUAUAUAUUAUGUGUAACUAGUAACACCUAUGCAAGUUUAAUUUAAAUUAAAAUGUCUCCAGACAAAAAGUGUUCACUGUACAUUUACUUUUGAUAUACUUUUCUACAUGAGGACAGGACUUGGGUAUCAUUAAACCCAGUUCUCAAUUUCCUCAACGAAAACCAGCAAACACGACAGGUAGAUGUAAUCUAUAUGAAAAAUUCAUAUAUUUACCUGCAUUGAAUGUAGGUAAAUAUAAAUAUGACAUGAUAAAGACUCAAUGUAAAAGGUGUUCCACUGUCUGUACUAACUAUAGAAUGUUAGUGUUAUCUGCAGGUGUAGGUAUUGAUAUGGGUAAAUGUUAUCUGCAGGUGUAGGUAUUGAUAUGGGUAAAUGUUAUCUGCAGGUGUAGGUAUUGAUAUGGGUAAAUGUUAUCUGCAGGUGUAGGUAUUGAUAUUGGUAAAUGUUAAUCCUGUUCAAUUUGUUUUUAAGGAUUGCAAAUUUUUUUUAAACAACUAAAUAUGAAAUAGAAAUGUAAAUAAAAUUAUUUUUGAAUAUAUUAAGGUUAUGGUUGUUGGUUUGAUUGAAACAGAAUGAGAUUUGAUUUAUUGUUAAAAAAUUUAAUUCACGAUUCCAUAAUUGAAGACUUCAUAAUGUACAUGUAUUUAUUUUGUUAUAGUUUAAUUCUGUUGACAGUUCAUUCUUAGCAGCUCACUUCAGUUUUUGUUGGUCCAGGCAUAAACAGGUUGAGAAUUACCUUGGGAAGUGGAGACAGUCUCGAUUUUUUGAGAUUUCUUUGUAUUUUAUGAUGGAGUCUGCCCAAUUAAACAUCAAAAUUUUGAAUUUUGGUAUGAUGUAAUGAAAACCGCUGAUUAUAGAUAACUUUUGCUUUAACAGUUUUUGGGGUUUUUUUGCCCUUUUUAGCGAUUUUGGAGCAUGUAAAAUUAUCAUUUUUUUUAAGCUGUAAAAUCCAAGAAAUUCAUAGACCUGAUAUGGGUAAAUAUCAACCUGAUCAAUAGACCAAUGUGUUGUCUAAUUUUUACUUAAAUAUAUCUAUUUUAAAUUAGUCUAGUGUAUUUAUUCUGCAAAAUGUGUUAACAUUUGGCAGUAUUGGUAAAGUGCCAAAGGACAGUAGUGCAGGUACUUAAUUGGAAAAUGUACAUUUACUGUUUGUUGUGUUAUUAAGUUUAAAUCUACAUAUAUAUGACUUGCUGGCAUGUUUAUUUCUGAAUGUAAUGCUAAUUCUAGUUACGUAGGGAGAUAAUAUUGAAUAUAUUCUAAUAAAGACUAGUUAAAUAUUAAUUUUUUUUUACGUCUCAAGUCAGUCAGGGAGGGGAGCCAUUUUCAUUAAUUUUUUAUGUGAUAGUGAUAGGCUUUUAUGUAAAAUUGUGAUAUUUUGACAACAAAAAUAUGGUAUAUGUAUUUCAACCUUGUUACUCUCAGUUAAUAUCUGCAGAAGUAUCUCUUCAGAUUUUUGUUAAAAAAUUAAUAUAUGAUGUAUCAUAACAGUUAUAAAGAUAAAUACAACUUAAUGUUAAAUAUGUGCUGAUUGAAGAACUAUUAUCAGUGAGAAUUUUACACUGAUU